AUGGAUCUUGAAGAUUUCUUCGUAGAGCUCAGAGGUUUAGCCGCAGAGAUAUGUCUUGCACUUGGUGCAAAUGUCUAUGUGAAGGGCUUGAGCCCACAAGAAACUACUCGUGCAAAGGAACUUGGCGCUAUAGGACAUUGGAAAGGUCCUGUCGUGAAUGGGAACUCUCCAUUGCUAGAUUCUAUCAUCGAUUCGGCGGGUGGAGAUAUCUGCGCGAGAUCAUUCAAGAUACUGAAACACGCAUAUUGCUGGUACAGGGCUUCAGUGCCUAAAAUCGAAUCCACAAUGGAAGAGGUCCUCAAGAAUGUCGAGCUCAAAGGCUCAACCACGGGCUCUCGUAAGGAUCUGCUGGAUGCCACCGCGUUCAUAAAGAAGCACCGCAUCAUUCCUGAAGUCUUUCAUGGACUACACAAGAUCCACGAAGGGCUCAAGUUAUUGAGAGAGGGUCAAAUUGGCGAGAUCGUCGCGCGCAAAAUCCCCUGGAAGAGAAUCCGUGGCUCUGAUGAAUAG
Messenger RNA from Cantharellus anzutake, 510 nucleotides. RefSeq lists its product as uncharacterized. The coding region runs from base 1 to 510 and encodes 169 amino acids. The record is from RefSeq and is a predicted model, not a curated record. The transcript has 4 exons. NCBI's taxonomy places the organism in Eukaryota, Fungi, Basidiomycota, Agaricomycetes, Cantharellales, Hydnaceae.